AUGGCAGAGUCCACAGUGCGGACUAGGAACACCACUUCGUUGUUGGGAAAGCGAGGCGUCUACACGGUCUGUGUCAAGACUGAGGAGUCAGAGCUGGAGUUCCUCUACAAGGACUCGUCUAAGGCGAAACUCUGUCUUCAAAGCGUGGGCCUCCUUCUGGGACUGAGACAGACGUGGUUCUUUGGGCUCCAGUACAGCAUCAACAACACAGUUUUCUGGCUAAACCCGAACCGGACGUUUCGGCGUCAGGGAGUGCCAAUGAAGGAGCCAAUCACCUUUCGACUCGUGAUCAUGUUUUAUCCUGAAAAUGUUGAGCUGGAGAUACUGGAAGACGUCACGCAGCGUUUAUUCUUCCUGCAGGUGAAGAGGAUGAUCCUCGAGGAAGAGAUUUACUGUCCUCCUGAGGUGUCUGUGCUCUUGGCCUCCUACGCCAUCCAUGCUGAGUACGGAGACUACGACCCCGAUGUUCAUAAACCCGGCUUCUUGGCUGGGAAGAGUCUGCUUCCAAAGAGAUUUCUUAACUUGUAUAUAAUGACUGCGGCGAUGUGGGAGGAGAAGAUCACAGCUUGUUAUGCACAGCACAUGGGCAAGACGAGGGAGGAAGCUGAGAUGGAGUAUUUAAAAAUAGCUCAGGACCUGGACAUGUAUGGUGUCAAUUACUUUUCAAUCAGGAAUACGAAGGGACAAGCUCUUCUUCUGGGACUGCACGCCCUCGGUCUGCACAUCUACAAGCCGGGCAACAAGCUGACACCAGAGGUGACCUUCAUAUGGGACGAGAUCCAGCACAUUUCAUGCCGUCCGAACCUGUUUAACGUCAUACUUUUGGGCAAGAAAAAAAAUGUUGUCAAGUUCAAGUCUUCAGAGAUAAAGUGCCGGAAGCAAGUCCUCUAUCUGUUUGCGGUGAACCAUUUGCUGUUUAUGCGCCGACGGAAACCGGACACGAUUGAAAUACAGCAAAUAAAGAUUCAGGCGACGAUGCUGAGGGCCAGAAAAGAGGAAGCGAAGCAGCGUCUGCAAAAGGAGCGGCAGCUGCGAGAGGCGGCAGAGAAAGCCAAGGAGGAGCUGGAGAAGAGGUUAAUUCAGCUGCAGACUGAGGUUUACAUGGCCGGGGAGACACUGGUGUUUUUGACGCAGGACCUGCUGGCUGCAAAUGCGCAGAUCGCAGAAGAGCAGGCCAAGAAGCUGCCCCAGAAAACUACCGAGGCUGAGACUGAGAAGCAAUGCCAAAAAGUGACCACCGUCAGUGACCAGGAGGAGCCAGAGAAGAUGCUGGAGGCAGAGAUGCUCGCCCUCAAGAUGAAUGAGGAGUUGGAAAAGAGGGCCAAGGAGGCUGAGCAGCUGAUACAGGAACUGCAGGAAGCCAGAGAUGCAGAGCGCAAUGAAAAGCACAAGCUGCUGCAGAUUACAAGCAAGGUUAUCUAUACAUCCCCAGGUCUGCCGUCUGACAGCACGCCUCAAGACCUGAGCUUCAGCAGGGAGAACCUCAGCUUCGACUUUAAAGACACUGACAUGAAAAGCUCCUUCACGGUGACUCAGACGAAGAAGUGA
Molecule: messenger RNA, 1548 nt
Organism: Stegastes partitus (bicolor damselfish)
Lineage: Eukaryota; Metazoa; Chordata; Actinopteri; Pomacentridae
Gene: nf2a
Product: NF2, moesin-ezrin-radixin like (MERLIN) tumor suppressor a
Exons: 14
Coding region: 1-1548 (515 amino acids)
Cellular component (GO): cytoskeleton
Molecular function (GO): actin binding
Source: RefSeq, a predicted model, not a curated record